AUGCAAAAUGAUAUGAUAUAUAGAGACAACCGAAUAAGAACAUUUGAUUCCAAUGUCGAUUCAGACAAAGUUCAGUACAGUUGGAACGAUAUAAUUGAUUUCCCAUUUACAUCAACUACAGGCUUGGUUGAUGCCGGGUUCUAUUUUGCACCGUUAAAAAAUCAACCCAAAAGACUACGAUGUGGUUAUUGUACUCAUGCUGUACAAUUCAACGACGCAUUAGACCUCAAAUCUAUUACAUCGGAACAUCUUAAAACGAGCUUUAAAUGCCCCAAAUCUUCAAUGAUCGAAGCUUUCUAUUCAUGCAAUGACCCUAAUUCAGAAGAUUCCACCAGAUUCAAUUGGAGUAAGCAUUCCAUAUACAAGAACCCAUUCAGCAAAACGGCAAUCGAAUUUCGACGAGAGUUUUUCAAAAAUUUCCCAUUGGACAAGAUAUCAUACAAGGCCAAUUCAGAUACCUUAUCACAAGCGGGGUUUGUAUACGACCCAUUCGAUCGUGAGAGUGAUCGAGUUAUGUGUAUGUAUUGCCAUUGCGCGUUGGAUUAUUGGGAGGAAGACGAUGAUCCCAUGGAAGAACAUAUCAAAAACAGUUCACGAUAUUGCUACUUCUUGGAUAUGUUUGAACAGCGCAAUCGAAAAAAAUAUGAGUUGAAAGAGAAAAGUGGAGAUUUCGAAGUGGCAAUAGAUUCGAUGAGAUUGAAUAAAGAGAAUCAACUGGAAACACAUUCCUUAUUUGUUGAUGCAGAUGAUAAAUCAAGUGAGGAAUUGAAUUUGAGCUUACAUCUGGAAACUGAACAAGGUUCAAGUUCUUCACACGAUUUGGCGAUGAUGGAAAAGAGAAAAGAUCAAUAUAGUUUGUCACAUCAGAAAUCACUGAUGCCGAAAUCAGAACUUAAAUUAAAAUCAAAGUCGCUGCAAGUGAUAACACCAGAUGUGAUUGAAGUACAGAGUACAGUUGCAAAGCCAUUGGGCUCAAGGAAUGUCACGUCACAGUUUCAAAAUUCAAGGUCAGAUAGUGAUUCAGAUUCAGAUUCAGAUUCAGAUUCGGAUUUUUCUCAGGAGUUGCCAAAAUUAAAGCGCAAAUUGGAACCGCCGAAUUACAGAACUAAACUGCUCAAAAGUGAUGCCACUUUCUUUAAUCAACAGAACAAACGUGCCAAACUUUCCAAUUUGGAAAGCGCAUCAAGUUUGCCAAGGACUUUACCUAGAACCAAACCAGGAAGGAGGGAUGAAAAUCUUGAAUAUUGGAACAAAGUACCAGACGAUGACCUUUUACAGGAAUUUAUAGAUGUUGCCAAAACUACUUCAAAAGUGCCCAACAAAGAAACUGACAGGAAGGUUAAUGUUUUACCAGUACCAGCACCAGUUGCAGAAAACAACCGGGAAUUAUCUAGCACUCUGUCCCUUUCCAUGGUGGAUUCUAAUGAGUUUGAAGGAGCUGAAGCUUUAUUGAAUGAUCACAAGGAUGAUUCCCAAAGCAAUUAUGCUCCUGCAGCAGCUGCCGAUAACGACAACAACAACAACAACAACAACGACAACGACAACGACGACAACAAUGAUGAUGAUGAUGUUGUUGAUGAUGAUGAUGAUGAUGAUGGAUUUAGCGUUGACGUUGAUGCUGGAGAUACAUCUUACAAGGAAUCAAGCGGUAAUGAUGAUUAUACAGAGGAUCUCGAUGCCUCGAUUGUAGAAAUUAAACCAAAGACACACAACAAAGUCAAACAAGUUACUAAGAAUACCAAAAGUAGACAAGAUACUAAGUAUUCCAAACUGUCUGCACUGAAAGAUAUGUCUCCUAAAAUUAGCAACAAAGACAAUGAUAAGAACAAGAAGAAACCUCAGUUGAUUAAACGAGUCACACCUGCUCCAACUGUUGCUGACAGUUCAAAUGAGAUUCUCGACUAUGCCGACGCCAGUGUGAGUAGAUUGGAAACGCACGUGUCAAGGAAGGCUCGCAUACCACCUUUAAAUAUAGAAUUACCUCAAAACGAUCAAAUAUUCCGAGAAGAAACAUCGAAGGUAACGGAGCAACCGGCUUUUAUAUCUCCACGAUUGCUGCCUAGAAAAAAUACCAUGUCUAAAAAAGGUAAUGGUCCAUUAAGUCCCAGUAUCUUUGACAUGUCUUACGAUACAACUUUAGAAUAUGCCACGAAAGAAAAGUCGAUGGAGAAGGCAACUGGAAAACAAAAGAUUAAACACAAGAACAAAGAAAAGGACAAGGUCGAAAUAGAAGAAGUAAAAGUGUUUCCAAAAAUUGAUGGCAAAUUAAAGGGAAGCAUAGACGAAAAUUUGUCAUCACAAAGUGAAUCGAAACAAGAACCCCAAGAAACACUUUGUGUAGAUGCACUUGAGGUACAUGAAAUCCAGGGCUCAAGCACUGCAAAUAAUUCAUUAGUUGAAUCGAGUAAAGGGGAAAAAGCGGAUGCCGAGAAGAAACCUGAGGUUAGUGCUCCUACAAAUCCAUCUUUACAUGCAAAUAACGAAGCUUUAGAGCAUAGAAAGAGAAUGGAAUUCCGCUCAACAUCAAUACCAAACGUAGAACAAGAUUUAAAGCUAAAUGAUCAGACAGAUUUUGAUGGUAAUGCUUCAGCAUCAAGUAAUAAAGACCAAGAAGAUAAUGUCUUUGACCGGAAUGUAAUUCCAGCAGUACCAGCAGCCGAGAAGACCAAAAACAGUGAGAAAAAUGGACAAAAAGUUGAAUCUACUGAUGUAAUGGAUUCUGAAGCUGAGCAGUGUAUUGUUGAAUGCGCGACAAAAAACAACAUAGACAAACAUGCCGAUGGUAUGCACUCAGAUGGCAUUAACGAAGACCACAGGGAAGAGGAGUAUAAAGAAAAUCGAUCCACAUCUUUUGAUCAUGUUGCAAAUGUACCGAUGAACGACAAAGUAUUAUUGGAGAAUGAAAAGUUGUCCAAAGUGCUGGAGAUAAAAUCAAAUAAUGAACUUUGUAUAGGUACGAAGGUAUUGUCACCUGUUGUGGAUACUGAAAAGAAUAACGUUAAACGAGUUUCUUUGCUUCCUGAUAAAGUUACUGAGAGCGAUUAUGCAGAUUAUUUAAAAUUAGUGGAGAAAUUUACUGCAGCAAACUCAGACAAACAUUUUAAACACACAAAUGAGGUGGAAGCGAACAUUGAUGAAAAAGGGAAAAUUGAAAGGGAUAAUUUAAUGCAAUCACCAGUUGAUUAUGAAUCUUCAAGUGUCGCGCAUGAAAGUGGUCCAAACACAAGGAAUCCACAGCAGUUAUCGAAAAUACCAAGUGAUGUCCAAGAAUACACAGGAAACCAAUCCGAUAAAGAGCUUGAACAAGAUCAAAGAAACAAAAUAUUCAAUGCCAAUGAUGAAAAUGAAAAUGAAAUAAAAGAAAAUGAUGAAGGCGAACAUUCUACAAAAAUCGUCAAAGAAUUGGAUCUUUUAGGGGAACAUCCAAAGCUAGAGGUUAAUGAAACUGCUGAGGUAGACGGCAUUGAGACUAGUGGAGGAAUCGAAAAGGAAAACGACAAUGAGAACGAUAGUAAAAUUGAUGAGAAAAUUGAGAUGGAAAGGAAACAAGAGGCAAAGAACAGCAAAGAAGAAAACAAAGAUCCUUUAUUUGUUGCUAACAAGGAGGAAACUAUACCAGUUGAUAUUGACGAGGACGAGGAAAUAUUAUUGCUUGCGCAAGAGCACUUUGCAAAGAUAAGAUCUCCGUACAAAUUGGAUACAGUAAUUUUGACUGAGGAUCAUACAAAUAAAGGUUUACGAUUACGAAUGAGCGAUGAGGGAAAGAAGGAGGAUAGCAAAAACGAGAAUAGGGAUAAAAAAAUAAAGGAUGGUUUUUUAACAAAAAUUCAACUGGUGCAACAUCAGGAUAUUGUUGAUAAUUCGACCUUUGUUUCCAAAACCUCAUCCUCAUCUUCUUCCUCAUCCUCAUCCUCAUCUUCAUCUUCUUCGAGCGCUGGUGUGACAAAAUUGCAGAAUAUAUCUGAAGAUAUCUUAAAGGACAAUAAAACAGCAAGAAUACCUGCUUUGUCACAACAUGGUACUUCUGCUCUAGCUUCAAUUGAUGCAACAAGAGGGACAUCUUCAAGGCAAGAAAAUGUCCCGGACAACGUCUCGGACAACAUUCUGGAAGAUAUUUUGGAUAUGACCGAGCCAUUGGCUAUGAACUCAUCGUUAACCGAUGCUCGAAAUGAAUCCAAUCGUGAUGCUCACUAUGACCAAAAGAACAUUGUCAAUAAAGAAAAUAAAGAAGUAGAACAGGCUUCGCGUAGUCCAGAGGGUACAGCGGAUCUCAUGAUGUUGGUAUUACAGCGCAAAGAGUCUUUAGAGACAAGUGCCAAAGAGCUUCGAGAGUUUGCAAACUCAGAAUACGAACUACUGGAUGAUAUUAAUGGUGAUUUGACUAGAUUUAUUGCCGAGAUGCCUGAAGACGAGGAGCAAAUGACAAUAAGGCAGUGGGUUGAGCAUUGUGCAAAUAAUUGCCGCGAUAUUGUACAGCAAACGUAUUCAGAAUUAAACCGGGCUAUUUUGGCUGAGUAUGAUACUGCUAUUAAAAUGAUAGAGUCAAUUCCAAGCGAAGAAGAGUAA
This is a messenger RNA of Lodderomyces elongisporus, 4566 nucleotides long. RefSeq lists its product as uncharacterized. Lineage: Eukaryota; Fungi; Ascomycota; Pichiomycetes; Serinales; Debaryomycetaceae. The coding region runs from base 1 to 4566 and encodes 1521 amino acids. The record is from RefSeq and is a predicted model, not a curated record. The transcript has a single exon.